AUGCACGUCUAUCUCUCAAAUUCUUUAAGACGUCUAUCUCUCCGUUCUUUAAGACGUCUAUCUCUCCACGUCUAUCUCUCCAAAUUCUUUAAGACGUCUAUCUCUCCGUUCUUUAAGACGUCUAUCUCUCCGUUCUUCAAGACGUCUAUCUCUCCGUUCUUUAAGAUGUCUAUCUCUCCGUUCUUUAAGACGUCUAUCUCUCCUAAUUCUUUAAGACGUCUAUCUCUCCACGUCUAUCUCUCCAAAUUCUUUAAGACGUCUAACUCUCCGUUCUUUAAGACGUCUAUCUCUCCGUUCUUUAAGACGUCUAUCUCUCCUAAUUCUUUAAGACGUCUAUCUCUCCACGUCUAUCUCUCCAAAUUCUUUAAGACGUCUAUCUCUCCGUUCUUUAAGACGUCUAUCUCUCCAAAUUCUUUAAGACGUCUAUCUCUCCGUUCUUUAAGACACGUCUAUCUCUCCAAAUUCUUUAAGACGUCUAUCUCUCCGUUCUUUAAGACGUCUAUCUCUCCGUUCUUUAAGACGUCUAUCUCUCCAAAUUCUUUAAGACGUCUAUCUCUCCGUUCUUUAAGACACGUCUAUCUCUCGUUCUUUAAGACGUCUAUCUCUCCGUUCUUUAAGACGUCUAUCUCUCCUAAUUCUUUAAGACGUCUAUCUCUCCGUUCUUUAAGACGUCUAUCUCUCCGUUCUUUAAGACACGUCUAUCUCUCCAAAUUCUUUAAGACGUCUAUCUCUCCGUUCUUUAAGACGUCUAUCACUCCGUUCUUUAAGACGUCUAUCUCUCCAAAUUCUUUAAGACGUCUAUCUCUCCGUUCUUUAAGACGUCUAUCUCUCCAAAUUCUUUAA
Molecule: messenger RNA, 843 nt
Organism: Acanthosepion pharaonis
Lineage: Eukaryota; Metazoa; Mollusca; Cephalopoda; Sepiida; Sepiidae
Source: the annotation of a GenBank genome assembly